Messenger RNA from Triticum aestivum (bread wheat), 5270 nucleotides. RefSeq lists its product as uncharacterized. Lineage: Eukaryota; Viridiplantae; Streptophyta; Magnoliopsida; Poales; Poaceae. The transcript is spliced from 13 exons. The record is from RefSeq and is a predicted model, not a curated record. Gene Ontology annotation, molecular function: ATP binding; protein kinase activity. Gene Ontology annotation, biological process: protein phosphorylation. Bases 256 to 5013 code for a protein of 1585 amino acids.
GCUGCGCUUAUCGAUCUCCACUAAUUGAACAACUGGGUCGUUGCCUCAGCGUGUACGUAUUUAAAUAAUCUACUCAUUGCCUGCGUCAUGAUCCACAGUUCCACAUCUUGCCUAAGCUAAACUAACCUGGAUCAGAUCGUCUCAGUUUCACCCCUCACUCCCUCCCUCCCUCCCGCGAAGACCUUCAGCCCUCCAGACUCCAGUUGAAGCUCUAAGUCCAGUUCCAGUUUUACCAGCAGAGGCAGUAGUACUACCAUGGCUAGCAAUGAUAGUACGGAGCCAACAAGUCUGACGAUCCAAAAAAUACGAGAAAUGACAGAUAAUUUCUCUGAGCAACGAGCACUUGGUCAAGGUGCAUAUGGAAAGGUUUACAAGGGGGUGCAUGCCAAUGGAGAAGAGAUUGCGGUCAAGUUGCUCUAUAACAACAUCCAAACACCCAAUGAUGAGCAAUUUCAACAUGAGUUUGAUAACCUUAUGAUGCUUAACCAUCGAAACAUUGUACGAUUAGUUGGCUACUGCUACGAAACACAGCGCCAACAUGUAGAUUUCCACGGAAGAAUAGUUUUCGGUGAGACAACAUACAAAGCACUCUGCUUUGAGUAUAUGCACAAUGGGAGCCUUCAAAGACAUCUUUCUGAUGAAUUUCAUGGACUUGAUUGGAAGAAACGUUACAAUAUUAUCAAGGGAGCAUGUGAGGGAUUAAAAUACCUUCAUGAAGGAUUCAGAAAACCAAUUUACCAUUUGGACCUAAAACCAGACAACAUACUACUAGAUGAGAAUAUGAUACCAAAGCUUGCAGAUUUUGGUUUGUCCAAGCUCUUUGGUGAAGAACAAACCAGGGUCACAAAUAGUCCUGCAGGAACAAUCGGAUACUUGCCACCAGAAUACUUAUUUGGACACAUUGUCUCAAAGAAGUUGGACGUAUUUAGCUUGGGUGUUGUAAUUACAAAGAUAAUCGCAGGACCUAAAGGCCACACAAGAAGUGCAGAAAUGCCUUACCAAGAGUUUCUUGAUCAAGUACAUCAAAACUGGAGGACCAGGUUGGAAGCAACUUGCACUUCUUCAAGGAUACUAGAUGCAUAUUGUGAGCAAGUGACCAUAUGCACUGAGAUAGGAGUGAGCUCCAUGGAGGUUGAUCGGUACAAAAGGCCCAGUAUACUGGAUAUUAUCCAAAGACUGGACGAGACCGAAGCUAUGAUUGAAAAGGCGAUUUCAUGGUCGGCGAAUUCAAGUUCAUCGAUGCCAGUGAAGUCCCAAAGCGAGAACAAUGACAAUCAGGUGAGAGUAGAAGCGUUCGCAAGAAACAAGGCGAUUCAGCUUGCGGAGACGUGCGAUCAGUUCCCCGUCUUGGUGCGGGUCAGUAGGAGGGCACUAUGGGGUCGUGCGAAGGAGAUGCUAAGCGCUGGUAUCGACGUCGUCCUAGUGUUCAACGCCCCGAAGCAAGCUGUGAAGGAGGUGAUCACGAAGUUUAUGGACGAACUGGGCCCUAACGACCGCCUCUCCAUCUUGUUUGUCGGGCAAAACUCUACGCAACAAGUCACGGAGCUUACGUACAUGUCCGCCCAUGGCCGGGACGUUGCCAACCACGAGAUCAGCAAGCUGGUGGCCCUCUACUGUGGAACAGUGCAUGAGGGCCACGUUCUGCAAAAGGCAGCUGAGGUUCUGCGGCAGCGUGGUGUGGAGGAGAGCAGUAACCGUACCGGCUGCAUCCUGCACGUGUGGGUGGGUUGGACUUUCCUUGAGAUGUUCAAACAAGAGAUCAGCCCGGAAUUCCCGGUCCACACCAUUGCUUUGGGCGAUCAUAAUCGACGGGAUAUGAAUCUAAUAGCCGAAAAGACCUCCGGCACCUACUCCUCCAUCGAAAACCAGAAUACCAUCGCGCAUGUUGUCACGCAAUGGGCUGCACAGUGGCCUGACAGGAUCACGAUCCAGGCUGACGAGGGCGUCACCAUAUCUUCCAUCGUGUCAGGUUGUUAUGGCAAUCUUCUAAGCUCGGACAAACGGUCAGCCAUAGUAGCCCUUAACAAGAUCUGUGCCGGAGAACAGAAGACCUUCGUGGUCUACUUGACGGUCCCACAGGGCAAGGAGAAGCUUGUCACGGUCGGCGGUCAGUACCAGGGCAAGGAGCUAGUUGGCAUGGACGUGGUCAUAAUACGACCACGCCGAAAAUGUCUGCCAGACGAGAUGAUCAUCCACCCUAAGGUGGCAGCAGAGCUCUUGCGGAUCCAGUUGAUGAAGGCCAGGUUGGAUAAGCAUCGCAGCAAAAUGGAAGCGUUGUACGGUGAGACCAAGGACUUGGAUGAACAAAGCAACGCCCAAGAGGACGUCGAAGACAUGAGAAGCCGAUAUGGGCAGUCCGAAGUUUUCCAACAAACCGUAGAGCAACAACACAUACAGGUACAAGGAUUCGCAAGAAGCAAGGCAAUUAUGGGCAGCAAGACAUACACCGAGUUCACUGUCCUGGUGAGGGUUUCCGCGGCACCAUGGCAUCACGCCCAGGAGAUGCCACGCGAUGGCGUGGACCUCGUCGCUGUGCUCGAUGUCAGCAGAAGCAUGCAGGCAGAGAUGCUAGAGAGCGUGAAGCAGGCCAUGAUGAUCGUGAUCGACAAACUCGGUCCGGAUGAUCGGCUUUCCAUCGUGUUAUUAUUGCAGACUCACAAGCGCCGCCUUUUGGAGCUCACUUAUAUGUCUGACGACCAUGGCCAUGGUCGGGAUGCUGCGAGGUUCAAGAUCAGUCAACUAAAAGCUUCAGAUGGAAGAUGCACGAGCCAUAUUGCUAGCGCCGCUCUACAAGAGGGGGCUCAGAUUCUCAAGGGACGUGGAACAGAGGAGAUCAGCGGUCGCCUAGGCUGCAUGAUCUUCUUGUCAGAUGGCGAGUACCCAGAGAUCUUACAGAUGCAGAUCAGCCCUGAAUUUCUGGUGCACACCUUCGGUUUGGGUGCUGACCACAACUCCAAUGUAAUGAAGUACAUUGCAGAUAUGACCUCUGGAACCUACUCUUUCGUCGACCAGGACAUCAGCAACGUCAAGGAUGCCCUCGUGCUGUUCAUCACCGGUCUCACGUCGAUUGCCGCAACGUCCAUCAUGAUCAGCCUAGUGGCUAACCUUGGCACAUCCAUAUCAUCCAUCGAGUCUGGCAACUACAACCACAACGUGAAAGGCGACAAAAAUUCUGGCACUAUCAAUAUCAACCACAUCUAUGCCGGUGAACGAAAGGAGUUCAUCAUCAACCUAAUAGUAGGGGCUGGCAAGAAGAGGCUCAUGACCAUUGGCGGACAGUACCAGGGCUUCCAUGGGAGCAAGAAGUUUCUGGAUGAAACGGACAUGUCCGUACUACGACCCUGGUUGACUCGCUCGCCAGACUAUAUGGAAAUCCACCCUGACGUAGCAGCAGAGAUCGCACGGAUCAGACUACGGAAUGGUGUUUCAGACAUGCUGGAGAAGCAGCACUUGACUGGUCAGGGGUUGGAACAGCUAUGGAACAUGAUCAAGCACUCUGACGAGGGCCGCGGAGCACCAGAGAAAACCUUGUCUGGCCUCAGCAUGGACAUAGAUGAAAUGAAGAGGGACGUUUCAGGGAUGCCUUACACGCUAUCGUGGCUGUCAUGCCACAAGUGGCAGCGUGCAACCACCAAGGGUGCAGCCAAAAACUGCAGUGCUUUCCGAGCAAUAGCGCAGCAUGCAGAUGAAGAUACCAAUUUGGUGAAGGUAGAAACUUUCACAAGAAGUAAGGCUAUUCCAAGUGAGGGCCCCUGCAACAAGUUCCCUGUCCUCGUACGAGCUGCGGUAGCGCCAUGGUCGUGUGCGGAGGAGAUGCGACGCUUGGGCAUCGACAUUGUCGCCGUCCUUGAUGUCAGUGGAAGAAUGCAAGGGGAGAAGCUGGAUCGCAUGAAGCAGGCCAUGAAGGUCGUCAUCGACAAGCUCGGUGUAGAUGACCGACUCUCCAUCGUGUCAUUCGGCACCCAUGAGAAUUGCCUCAUGAACCUCACUUACAUGUCUGACCAUGACCGGGAUGUCGCCAGGCUCAAGAUCAACGAGCUGGUUGCCGGUGGUCAGAAUGACAUGAGCGCCGGUCUGCGAGAGGGAGCCCAGAUUCUGUGGUGGCGUGGAGUAGAGCGCAGCAGCCGUGUAGGCUGCAUGAUGCUCCUGUCAGACGGCAAGUUCCCAGAGAUAUUACAGACGGAGCUCGACAGAGAGUUCCCAGUGCACACCUUGGGUUUAGGCUCUGACCACAACCCCAAAGUCAUGAAGUAUAUCGCGGAAAUGACUUCCGGCACCUACUCCUCCUUCAACCAGGGCAUUGAGUUCAGGGAUGCCCUCGCGCUAUUCAUCAGAGGCCUCACAUCGAUCACCGCGAGGUCCAUCAAGAUUACCCUCAGGACCAACGAGGGCGUCACCAUAUCAUCAAUCGAGUCUGGCGGCUACACCCACCACGUGAAAUCCAAUAAUCAAUCUGGCACGAUAGAGGUUGACAACAUCUCUGCUGGCGAGCAAAAGGCCUUCAUUGUCUACCUAAGAGUGGCAGAGGGCAAGAAGGAUCUCAUGACCAUAGGAGGCCAAUACCUGAGCCACAACACGGUGAGGCACCUGGCUAACACAGGCGUCUACGCGCUGCGGCCACACCUGGAAUGUGUGCCAGGCGACCUGGCCAUCCACUGUGACGUGGCAGCGGAGCUCGUGCGGAUCCGUCUGGAGAAGGGCAUCUCGGCCAUGCUGGAGCAGGGCCCGAGUGGCGCUGUGCUGCAACAGCUAUGGGAUGAGAUCAUGGACUCUGACGAAGCUCGUGCCACGCCAGAGGAAGCCUUGUCUGCCCUGAGCAUGGACGUCACUGAAAUGAAGAGAGGCAUUGAACACCCCGAGGAGUACAGGAAGUCAGGGCUGCCUUACACGCUGUCAUGGCUGAGUAGCCACAACUGGAAGCGAGCAACCAUCAAGGGCACACCCUGCAGCUCGGAUGCUGCUAUCCAAACAACAGGGCAUGAUGCAGACGAGACAACAACUCUGUCCAACUGAACAAAGUAAAGCAACAGUAUUUAUUUAUCAGCAAGUAAAUCAACUCAUUCAGCUACCAGCAUUCAUAUUUUCCAGGAGACACCAUCAGAUUUAGUGCCCGAUAAGUAUAAAGAUUCUUGUCAUGCGAGAAUAAUUUCUAUAAAUAAUAAAGCUCGGCCACGUUUUGUUGUCGUCUACUGUUGCAGACAAACAUUAUGUAGCAAAAGACUUUACAUAAUUUCUAUAGUGCGCCUUAUUCAAAGUGCUCUUUCUUUAAA